Molecule: messenger RNA, 1948 nt
Organism: Saccostrea cuccullata (small rock oyster)
Lineage: Eukaryota; Metazoa; Mollusca; Bivalvia; Ostreida; Ostreidae
Product: proline-rich protein 2-like
Exons: 5
Source: RefSeq, a predicted model, not a curated record
GAAAAUAAAUAUAAAAAUCUUACUCAUGACCGAAAUUGUUUUUUUACAGAUACGAAGAAGCCCGCGGGUGGUGGUGGUUUGAUGGGGAUGCCGAUGACCCCCGGUGGUGGUGGAGGGAAAUUCAACACGGUCGCCGCGCGGCCCAACAGUGGCGCCUCAGACAGAAACAUUCCAAACUCAUGGAACCGGAGCCAUGACGAUAGUGAAUCCAGUAACUCUAUGGGAGGCGGUGGUGCCCCAAUGGGUUUAGGAGGAUUAUUCGCUGGUGGAAUGCCAAAACUUAAGCCCACAAAAGGAGGAGUGAAUAUUCCACAGAGGACAAAGUUGUCUAAUGGACCUGUGCCAAAUGGACCUUCAAAUAUUGGUGGGGGACCACCCCCACCCCCUUCCAUACAAAACAAACCCUCAUUUAAUGGACCUUCUGUGAGACCCAACUUCAGUAAUGGACCCUUAGGAAGGGGGGUAGGGGGCCCACCACCUCCACCCCCUUCACAAAAUAAACCCACUCUGAAUGGGGAUUUGGUUGGUCGACCAGGCCCCCCUCCUCCCCCUCCCCAAACUAGCAAACCUGAUUUAAGUGACAGUGUUUCAAGGCCUAGUGCAGGCCCGCCCCCUCCUCCCCCACAAACGAGUAAACCUGAUUUUAGUGACAUUCCUCGACCUGGGUCAGGACCCCCAAAACCUCCCCCACAGAAUCGAAAACCUGGUCUUCCGGGACCACCACCAGCACCACCAAAUUCUUUAAAACCUAGAGCAGAUGAUAGUGCACAAAAUGGAUUAAGUGGAGGAAUGCCUCGAGGGGUGCCACCUCCCCCUCCCUCACGACCGCCACCUGGUGGAGGGAAAUCUAGGCCAUCUUCUGGCUCCCAGAGGUCAUCACAGGUCAGACCGCCAUCUGUGGGGCCACCUCCCCCACCACCCACACUGCCUAACAACAGACCACCCAGCAUGGUGGGCAGGCCUCUUCCACCCCCACCCCCAGGUGUAGGCGGUUCUGCAGUACCCCCUCCUCCCUCGUCGAGGCCACCUCCACUUCCCAGAAACAGUGGAUCCAAUCCACAGCUGGACCGCCCCUCCCAGCCCCCUCCCCCUCCCAUGAGGACCACUUCCAGCACCCCUCAUCUAGGAGCCUCACAGCAAAGUAGACGGCCGGGCGGCCCCCCACCCCCUCCUGCCAGGGGACCCAAUGUUGGUGCUAGCAUGCAGCCUCCCCCUCCCCCCGUCAGGCGGUCUUCGGGGAAUUACUCGGGAGAUAAUGACGAUUUUGAUAACAGAUUCCGGUUUCAUAAUGGAAAUGAGUUACCUCCUCCUGAACCAUAUAUGGGCUCAAACAAAAGCUAUCCUAGCAAAAAUCCUAGAAAUCAAGCUAAUCAAAGAGCCCCACCACCCCCGCCUCCAAAAUAAUAGGAUCCACCCAGCAACUGCUUUUAUCCAGUCACAGUAGAGCUCUCCAAUGUGUGCUGUUGAUAGACUUUCAUGCAGGAAAAGGGAGGGACUGAAAACAAUCUGUUGAUCAGAUUGUCAGCAAGAGACCACACCCACUGGUCAUUAUAAUCAUGGAACAAUAUGCACCUUUUCUGUCAAUCAGUUUGAUUGACAGAUGGAUAUAUUUCUCUUUUUUAUCAUAAUUCCUGUUGAUCUAAAGGACAAUAUCAGGAAUUUUCUCAGUCUUUCAGCCGUUUUACAUGCUUCUUUGUCUUUCUGUAUUGAAAAAGAGACAUGAAGCAAGCAUCUGAGAAUUUACAGGUUUUAGUCUAUCCUGGACGUGAAUGUAUAAUUUGUAUCCAAGUUGACAAAUAGCAUAAGAGCUGCCUAAUGUAUGAAUUUCUUUCUCUCUAACAGAUCUUUUUUGUGUAUAUUUCACAAAAUACUUGUACCAGAAUUUCUUAAUGUAUGCGCACUUGUUAAUUUUACAAUAUGUUGAGAAAUAAUUAUAUGGAAUCAAAAG